GCUCCAUCCGCUUUUCUUCUUUCUUUGCUAUGCAUUUACAACACUUCAACAGCUAUCCUCUCAUAACUAUCUGAUUCAUCAUACAUACUGCGAUUCAGUACAAUGCAUACAAUCAAUCCCAGUCGUGAACUUAAAACCAUGUCAAAACACGCCUUUUGCUAUGAAUGUCAGGUCACGAAACGUGUGGGCGAACUAAAACUUUGCAGUCGUUGUCGAAAUGCAAGGUACUGCUCUGCAGAAUGCCAAAAGAAGCAUUGGAAGACGCACAAGGCGUUCUGCAAAUCCCCAGACAAAAGUAAACUGGAGACGGACGACGAGUCGUGGAAGAAUGUCUUUCAGGAAUAUGGUCACAAAAAAACGAGUGUGCUCACCCCGGUCACGGAAAGUGUCCAGCAACAGUACGAUCGCUUGAAGGCUUGGACGGAUAAGUGGAAGCCUACGAUACUCAAUUGGGCGCUAUGGUCGAUGAACAUUCCCUCUCCUUCGACUAGAGAAGAUAAGCUAACUAAAUUCACAUUCAUGUUUGAGCUUCAACGACGCGCAAACCCGCCUACACCAGAGCAUUACUUCGAAAUGCACGGUGCAGAAAUUAUGCACGCAUCCGAAGUAAUCGCACUUCUGAAUUAUAUGAAGCGAAGUGAUAUCCUAGAGGAAUGGCGAAAAAUUCCUCGUCGAAAAGACACUAUCCAAAUAAUGAUUGUUUGGAAAGGACAUAUAAUUUACUGCGAACGACAUGUACCCAACUUCAAAGACCUUAGGAAGAAGGCUCGAGAUGACCCUACACGUCUUGGCUAUGAUGCGCUGGCAAAUAACUGGGUUGAAGAAUUAAGGAAGGCUAUUGAUUCUGCCGACCCUGAAUACCAUCAGAAAUUUUACAAUCGUACUUGGGGAGAGGUUGCAAUGGAGGCAAGCUUCGUGAGUGGCCUGACGGCGGUGCGCGGAGCAAUUGAGGAAAUCAGAAUCCGAGAAGAAGGUCAACUUUCGAGCGAAGUAGACUAGUCUUCAUAAUAUUAUCUUUAACAAUAAUCUUACAGCACCAUACUGAUUCCAACUGAAGCAGCUAAGUAUAUUGGAGGGUACUGCUUAUUAUCAGUUUUAACUUCUUAGAGGGAAUGAGAUGCAUCGCUUGUGCUCUCCCUUCAUUUUCACCACUGACGUUAAU
Messenger RNA from Lentinula edodes (shiitake mushroom), 1162 nucleotides. RefSeq lists its product as uncharacterized. Gene Ontology annotation, biological process: regulation of transcription by RNA polymerase II. Gene Ontology annotation, cellular component: nucleus. NCBI's taxonomy places the organism in Eukaryota, Fungi, Basidiomycota, Agaricomycetes, Agaricales, Omphalotaceae. Gene Ontology annotation, molecular function: DNA-binding transcription factor activity, RNA polymerase II-specific. The coding region runs from base 103 to 999 and encodes 298 amino acids. The record is from RefSeq and is a predicted model, not a curated record. The transcript is spliced from 7 exons.